GACUUGAUAUGAACCGACCAGAUGUGACGUCAUAAUCUAUUCUGUCAGCUUAGAAGAAUCAUAAUGGAUAAACAAUGGCGUGUUCGGUGAUGCUUUGUUUGAGCUUUUUAUUUUUCAGUUUUAUUUCAAAAGCUUAUGGAUCUAACGGUUGUCCGAAGAGUAAAAGUCUCGUCAUUAGAGGUUCUUCCCAAAUCGUUACUUGGGAGACAACUUGGACCGAUUACCAAAGCAAGGUCUGUAAAUGGCGCCUCAACUUCCAAACGCCGGAAGUUGUUAAUUUCAGUCUUCGACUGCAGAAACUUGCAAUAAGUAGUCACGAUGCGUUCGUGUACAGUGGCCUGGGAAUUGUUCGGAAGAGGUUCGAGGAUAAAGUUCAAGUUCGUGUCUGUGGGAACGGAAACCAAACCGAAUUGCAUAUGUCUGCGAUAGGAAAAGAGUUGCAGUUCAUGGGAGCAGCCCUGUGCUUUGUGAUUCCGCACGGGGACUACAACUUUGGACAGGACAUUUUUACUACACAUUUCAUAAAUAUGACGAUUAGUCUCAGAAAACAGCACUACGUUGAUAGAACGGCUUCGACUACCGGAUCUUCCAGGAAAGUUUCUAACCGCAGCCCGCCCAUCACCCCCACUAGCACCAGUCACAAAACUCGUCCAUCCGUGAUCAAGGUCGCCUCUCUCGCCGUCUCCACUCCAAGGUUUUCUUCUUCAUCCCACGCUGGCAGCGACGUCACACACCCCGUACGAUUUACUUCCGUUCUUAGUCAAACAUUGCCACCCUUAACUGUCUUGUCCAAACAAACGUCAGUGAAGGCUCCAUCAUUUAAUCAGAAAUCUACCAUUCUUCUUCUGUCAUCUCAUCACUUCACAGACAACUCACAGUUAAUAUCCUCUCAGCCAUAUUCAAAAUCUGUUCUUUCAAAUCGCCAAUCAACGACGAAUCCACCUUCAUCUCAGUUGUCCACAAUGUAUUCACUUCUGAAUCAUCAAUCCAAAACAUAUUUAACAUUCACUCAAAAAUCUACCCCUUCAAACCACAACUCAGCAAAUUUAUCAUCUAAUAAACCCGGUCAAAGCACACAAUUGACAACACAAUCAUCAACUGAUCAUCUGACCACAUCACUACCUCCUAAACUAUCCACUCUCCAAAAUAAUAUUCCAUUAUCUUAUCAGCACCCCAAUCGAGCCACGUUUCCUGGUCAAGGGAUAAUUUCCACAAAUAUUUCCACUUAUUUUUCUUACACUCGUGGUGGGUCUUCGACUCCACAUAAUACGGUUUCCAUAACAGCACCUUUGGCCUUGACCUUGCAGAAUAUAGAAACAGCAUUUGUAACCAGAAGCACGGUACCGGGCCAUUCCGUCGAUGUUUCUACCAGUGAACCAACAUCAGAGAAGAACACCGAGGAGUAUCUGAUAGCGGGGAUUGUCUCGGGAGUUGUCCUGAUUUUAAUGAUGACGAUAAUCUUUGUGGUGUACAAGUUCAAGGUCACGGUUAGUGACGGAGAAAGCAGCCUGUAUAGUACAGACUACAGCCAACCGCUGCCGUGGAGGAAAAACUGGGUCAUAACCAAAUCAUUCAGCGAAAUAGAGGCUGAAAGAGCAAAGCCAGACAUACAGCUCAAACCGAGCUUACCCUACCGACCCUCUUUGAAGCAGCACCCCGUUGUUUCUCGGCAGAGUACCGCGUCUACCAGUAUUGAUGAAGACAAUGAUGGCGUCUAUGACAAUAUUGUUGCCGUUUCAACCCACGAGAUUUUCCCCGCAAUGGAGGCGCCAAAUUUUAAACGACCCGAUAGAUAUUCUGACGGUAGUGAGUUCUGGGACUUUGAAAACCUCAGUAAUAACUUAAAGAUGCAGCAAUUACACACAAAUAAGGAAUAAAAAGGGAAACGGGGGGGGGGGGGGUCCUUGGAAAUUUGUUUCUAUUUCAUAUUUCUUUAUUCAUAUAUACAUGUAUGUAGAAAUGUUAAACCCCCAAAAAGUCUGCAAAUUUUGAUGGGCCAAUAUACAUUGAUAUAGUGCACGUCACAUCUACAGUGUUCAAACGUUCAGAAAAAUUAUUUUUCUAAAACUAUAUCUUUCCUUCUGCAGUCUUAGAAUAAUAAUCUACAGAAAAAUAAAAAAUACACUUCUCUAAUUCAAAUGAAAAAGGUUGCAAUAGGUUAAGAGAAAUACAUGCAUUCCCUCGUUUUACCCGUGUGUGUAUGGGGGGGGGGCUUUUUUUUUCUUUUUGUGAUGAAUUGUGUAUUUUAAAUUUUUGAAUAUUUCUUUUGCAAUAUUCGCAACCGACAAAAAGCCGUAACAACAGCAAUAAUUAACAUUGAAAAUGAUUAUUUUGAGUAAACGUUAGAUUUUAACACCUUUCACACUAAAAUCUGUAUGCAUGUAUCUGACUUAGCAUCUACUAAGGGGAGACAUCUUUCAGGGAAAAAAAGCCACCUGUUUAUCGACAACUGUUCUAGUUACAAAAUCAAGUUGAAAAUUCAUUCUCUAGUGAUUGAAUGUAGAAAGUGUCAUUGUCUAUAUUGAUAUAUUAUGGUAUAAUUUCACUAUGUAAGAUUUAAAGUUAGAAAAUUAAAGAUAGAAGUCUAUCUGCAUCACUAGAUGACUAAUCUCUGACUGUUCGCAUAAUACCUUAUUCCGAACCCUAGUAUCCAACGUAAACACAAACGUUAAUAACCUCUUAUCAAAUCUGUUUUGUUUGGUUUUGCACAUAAAGCCUUGUUCAUUGAUGAAA
Magallana angulata is the source of this 2733-nucleotide messenger RNA. RefSeq lists its product as uncharacterized. NCBI's taxonomy places the organism in Eukaryota, Metazoa, Mollusca, Bivalvia, Ostreida, Ostreidae. The transcript is spliced from 5 exons. Bases 75 to 1877 code for a protein of 600 amino acids. The record is from RefSeq and is a predicted model, not a curated record.